AUGGCUUCAAGGGAUAGCGAUUGUUUGGAUUCUAUUAAAUGCCUUCUUUUGCAGGGGCCGUGGGCGAGUCUAGACCGAGCGAGUGAUGUCAUCUGCUCCCUUUUGGAUGACUCAUUGAAGAUAUGUUGUUCUGAGGAUGACAUGCGUCACAACCCUGUUGUAAACGCAGAGAACAACACCGAGAAGACUGGGCUGUUUUUUGCUUUUGUCAAGUACUUUGCUACGGAACUCACUCUCAGGUACAUUGGAUGUGUCCAUGGAACUUUUAAAAGGAACGAGAGCACCACCGUUCACGGUUCUGUCCUUAAAGAAACUCGAGUCGGAACCCAAAAGCCACACAAUGCAGCGACGUAUUUGGUACAAUUGCAGCCUUCUGUUUUAUUUCCACCCGUUCAAGAGCUUUUGCGGCAGCCGUCCCUUGUGGCAGCUAUCGAACUUCUCGCGGAAGCCGUUUGGAAAAUUCAAACGCUGCUGCAUCGUGGUGGCAGUGAUGUGGAAGUCGUUCAUGUGGGGCGGUGCCCACUUUGCUACGCAGCAAGCAUUGAUCAUGUCCCGGGUACCGACGCCAUGUGGUCCCUUUUAGAGUUUUACGCCACCUAUCGCAUUGCCCGGGAAUUACCUUCGGAGUGUGACGGAAAGAAGAAUGCCAAUUUGAACGCUACUCAUUCAACAAACGAAAGCCAUGAUGAUGCGAUUGUCGCCGAUGUCGAUACACGACGACUUUUAUGGACACACGCCAUUGCUGUGUGUCGCAAUGCUAUUUGGAAUGGAGCGGUGCAAACGUUGCGCCUCUCUGUAGAACAGUGGUUAUAUGCUGGGACGCAUCCGACCCUGUUUGCGGUGACGACUCCUUCGCAGGGGAGCGCAUCAGCCGUGCAGGUGGGCGGAGACGUUUUUAGUCUUUGGGCCUUUUUGCUGAUUCAGUGUUGUCUUCUUGUUCAGGAGGAAGUGGCGUUUGAAAUGGACACCGCCAACACAACAAAUAAAACAACUCCUGUGAACAAAAAACAGAUGAACAAUACGCGUAUGACACCUGAGGAAGCUUCUUGUAAAGAUGCGGAUGACGAUGGUGUUUUUUCCCAACUGUCAUCCUUAACACCACAGGACCGCGGGGACGUGGGUCUUCAUGGCUCGCUCUUGGCUCUGUAUGAAAUGUCGCAUGGAGCAGGUAUCACUGCUGCCUUCGUAGCGCUCACAACGACGGCGCCGUAUGAAGCGACAGGUGGUUUAACGCUACUUUAUUGGGUGUGUGCGAGGGGCCACGAGUUUUGUGUGCGGCUGCUUCUUACGGCAUGGGUGGCGGUGCACCGCGAUGCCCGGUUGCCAUCAAAUGUAACACGCACAGAAACAUACGAAGAGAAACGCGUGCGUAUUGGCUUUGCGAGGAUGCAGGGUUCGGAUUUGGUAACAGAUGAGAAGGUGGUGCCAAGAAGGACCGCGAAGGCCAUUCGCUGCACUGCGUUGCAGUUUGACGAAGGCAUUUUGCCGUGCGCCAUCCUGGGCGGGAGUAUUUCCAUUCUUCGCCAGCUGUUCCUAUGUGGGGCCUCGCGCCAUCAGUGGGUUGGCGGGGACACAAAGAACGAAGAGAUGUCGGCAUUACUGCGUGACCCGGGCUUCGUGCUGGAUAAGGCGGUUGGCUCACUUCAUGAACGCGUUUGUGAUGCUUUGUGUGCUACCGCGGCUGCCGACGCCCUUGCAAACGCCGCAUGGAAACUUUGGAGGGAAAAGGUGCGAAAAUUAACCGCCGGCGAAUCAGGGGAGGCAUUGUACAAGCGCUCACACGACGGCGUUAUGCGCACAGCUCUUGCAGCGCUUGAGUUUGACCCCCACAACCCUCUUGCCCGCACCACGCUGCGGGACCUGCUUGCACGCAAGGUUAUUGAUUCCCGCACGGUGGAAAGCCUGACGGGAGAAGCCGCUCUGCAUCAGAAACGUUACUAUCAGACAGCGCGUCGGAUGUGCGAGCAGCUUUUUACGACUGACACGGAGCCCGAACGGGAGAUACGCUCUCUUCUGCAGUCCAUACAAAUUGUAUCCGGGCCCUCAUCAUCAUCAUUAUCAUCACCUUCUUUGAGAGGAACUGCAACAGCGCCCGUAGAGUCCGAGAACACGUUCUUAUUUCGGAAUAAUUUUGAGGGCGGAGACGUUAGUGGAGGUGGCGGGUCGUCGGCCACAAUUGUCAUUGAUGAGAAACAGAGGCCAGUGUAUGCACUUGUGAACCUUACCGACCCCGCGGCGUCGGCAACGUCCAAAACGACUGCGAUGAUGCAUCCACUGUGGGUGCGACUCCCGCAAGGUGUGGACGUGCAGCGAAGCCUCGAAAUUGCCGGCGGUCUUUAUGGGGUGGUGGAGAGUGCCUUGCCCCUUGUCGCACCCGUAGAGCGCGGCGAUCUUGUCAUAUUUGAGCUGCGCCAAGAAUUCUUUCGUUUCGACGUGACGCGAAUUGUGCGCCCGCAGGAUGGUGUGGUGGUGGAGGUUCCAUGCGUGCUGGAAGGGGACGGCGAGGAGGUGAAAACAUCCGUCCUGCGCUGCGCCCUGGUGCCACCGCCUGUGCACGAGUUGGACGACGACCGCGUCAGGAGCGAUCCUCUGCAGUGGCUUGAGACAACAUCGACGCAGGCAGGUGACGCAGUGGAGCAGAUUCUCAACAGUCGGCAGCACCUUCAGCGGUGGCUGCACAUCGCCCAUCGAUGCCAUCGCACGUUGUGGUUUCGAGAAGUCUGCGUCACACCGAGCGCGGCAUGCGUCUGGCGUCUUUUUAAUGCCUCCAAUGGGGUUCAUGCACGUUCUGCUUUUGCUGUGGCGGCAUUCUCCUUUGCGUGUGGCGUGGAGUCUGAAGAAGCGGAUGAUCCAUUUGGAAUUACGUCAGAAACUAUCUUUGUAUUGCGACCGCAAGAAAAAAGUGCUGUUAAAAGUAACGUCGCGUUCCGUGUGGCAGGCGUCUUUCCCACCUGGGGAUGGAUGUGA
Molecule: messenger RNA, 2967 nt
Organism: Trypanosoma cruzi
Lineage: Eukaryota; Euglenozoa; Kinetoplastea; Trypanosomatida; Trypanosomatidae
Exons: 1
Coding region: 1-2967 (988 amino acids)
Source: RefSeq, a predicted model, not a curated record